ACCUAAUACCACCUGUACUGUAUGUUGUUUUUGGUAUUCCGUGUUUUUCUAUAACCUAACCUACAGCACCUCUCCUUGGCUGCCAAAACAAGUGUGAUGCCUGGGUGCUGUUCAGUCUCAGUUUUUUAUCAGCAGGCUGUGAGCACUGAGCAUGCUGCUGUUUCUUGUCUCAUCAUAGUCAGAAGCCGGCCUGACCACUGAAUAUUCAGAUAUGACAUCUCUGCAGCCUGCUGAGCCAUUCAAGCACCUAAAUAUAAGUUCGGCAGAGGUGUUGGAACGUCUCACUGAGCGCUCGCCAUGCCCCAAGUGUCACAAGUCACGCAUGUACUUCUGCUAUAAUUGCCUGGUACCAGUGGAUGCCCUUACUGGAAAAAUUCCUUAUGUGCCGUUGCCAGUAGAAGUGGAGAUUGUCAAACACCCUGGUGAGACGAAUGGCAAAAGCACGGCCGUACAUGCUGCCGUCCUCGCCCCCGAUGACGUCACGCUGCGGACGUAUCCAGACGUGGGCAGCUACGACCCAGAUGAGACUGUGCUGGUGUUCCCCGAUUCAUCGGCCGGGUCCGUGGCCGACGUUUCUGCCGAGUUUGCCGCCGCCGGUCGGCCGCUGCGGCGCGCGCUCUUCCUCGACUGCACAUGGAACCAGUGCCGCCGUCUGCUGGACUCUGACCAGCUUCGCGGCCUGCGCUGCGUCCAGCUGCGUGAGCACGAGACGCGCUUCUGGCGGUACCAGCGAGGCAAACCGCGCACCCACCUGGCCACCAUCGAGGCCGUCUACUACUUUGUCCGAGAGCUGCAGGAGAGUCGACACGACACGUACGGAGGUGAGUUUGACGACCUGCUCUUCUUCUUCGACCACUUCUACCGCACUGUGUUCCGCAGUAGGGCGGCCGGCUCGCUGUGGGCGUACCGGACUGAGGACACGUGGGUGCGGCCGUCGGAGCGCGAGCGUCAGAACUCGGACAGUGAGGAGGCCGGUGGACGGGACGGUAGUGGGGUGACGAACGGACAGUUGGAACGAGCGCCAUAGCGGCGGGACAGUGAGCGGCGCAGAGAUGAUGGAGGUGUGAUGACAGUCUGGUGCUGAAGCCUGAAGGGCGUUGUGUUGUUGACAAGAGGCGAAGUCACCGUUAUUUAUGAUGCGGCGUGAUUGAAUUGACAAGUUUGGGUCUUACUGUAAGACGGUGUUAUGCGUCAUCGCAUUGACAAACAUUCAUAAGAAUCCUUGCUGGUGAUUAAUAUUGUUUUUGCCAUUGUUCAAGGCUCGCUUCACGGUAAGCAUUUCUUUGAUGUCUUUUUACAUUGCUUUUUGCACACUGUUGUGUAAGUUGACAUUUCCCAUUGCAUGUCUUACUGACAGAGAGGAAAUCUGAACGGUACGUGAUAAGUUAGGAACGGUGAAGAUAAGUAUUGUUCUUCGAUAACAAUCAAACGUCACAAAUACCUAUUCCGUAAUUGCUGCUGCUCCUGUAAGAUUGGUUCCAUGCAAAUGUUUUGCGAGCGACAAUGCUCCUUUUGUAAUUAGAUGUGCCCAAUCGGUACGGAAACCACUUUCUCAUGAUGUGUCAGCAACAGAAUUUGUGCACCACGAAGUAUAUUUCAAACAAGAGGGGAUAACAGGGUGUUUAUACCCUAGAAGAAAAUAAAUAGCUUAUCACAG
This is a messenger RNA of Amphibalanus amphitrite, 1657 nucleotides long. RefSeq names its product tRNA-uridine aminocarboxypropyltransferase 1-like. NCBI's taxonomy places the organism in Eukaryota, Metazoa, Arthropoda, Thecostraca, Balanomorpha, Balanidae. Bases 212 to 1027 code for a protein of 271 amino acids. The transcript has 4 exons. The record is from RefSeq and is a predicted model, not a curated record.